Molecule: messenger RNA, 395 nt
Organism: Rubroshorea leprosula
Lineage: Eukaryota; Viridiplantae; Streptophyta; Magnoliopsida; Malvales; Dipterocarpaceae
Source: the annotation of a GenBank genome assembly
CCUAUUGAAUAAAAACAAAACAAUACCACUACAAUAUAUUCCAGGAAAUUUGCGGUGCUUUAAAGUUUUAAAAUGAGAAGUAGACUUCAAUUCCCAACACCUGCAGUAUCCCAAGCAAUAGAACUUGUGCCUUUAGUCUAUCCUUGGACAGGAUUUUCUUCCGUUCACAUUUGCCAAGCAUCUUCCGUGAAAUUUCCAGCUAUUAUUUGUACAAGUUCUCUCCCCUUCUCCUUAGCCGGCUCACUCUUGUAUCAUCUCACGGAAUUAGCUCUGCAAUUGAACUGAUUUGCUGCUACUUCUAAUGUUCUCAGCUUAGCUAAUUAAUUUGGUUAUCAAUAAGGGUUUGUGUCUUCUACAAUUUCUUUAGUGAAAUUUACAGGUAUACCAUCUAGAUC